Messenger RNA from Penicillium riverlandense, 1620 nucleotides. RefSeq lists its product as uncharacterized. Gene Ontology annotation, biological process: transmembrane transport. The annotation marks the transcript as partial. The transcript has 4 exons. Lineage: Eukaryota; Fungi; Ascomycota; Eurotiomycetes; Eurotiales; Aspergillaceae. Gene Ontology annotation, molecular function: transmembrane transporter activity. The record is from RefSeq and is a predicted model, not a curated record.
GCCAAUCUUUCAACUAUUUUGUUUUUCAUCAUGUCUCAAUUAAAUUCUCCAGAGUUUCUUAAGGGCCCUGCCGUCGCGGAAAGAUCUUGCGAUUCCAGUCCUAGCCUUUCAACAACAGAUGAAAAGGACCUUCCAACACAGUCUUCCGCCUCUAUUAAUCUCGAGAGCCAAAUGCGGCCACCACCACCCUAUCAUGUCUUUACUCGAACCCGCAAAUUGCAGAUGGUCUGCAUUGUCUCGCUUGCAGCCAUCUUUUCUCCGCUAUCCUCCAACAUCUACUUCCCCGCCCUGGGUGUUAUCUCAAAGGACCUGAACGUCUCAAUGUCACUUACAACGUUGACCGUCACCAUAUACAUGAUUGCCCAAGGUCUUGCUCCUAGUAUCUGGGGCGCAUUCUCUGACACCAUAGGCCGUCGUGGAAUUUUCAUCGGCACUUUUAUCGUCUAUAUGGUUGCAAACAUUGCACUGGCUGUGUCAACCAACUAUGGCGAGCUUAUGGCUUUCCGUGCCCUGCAAGCUGCCGGUAGCUCGGCAACUAUCUCGAUCGGCGCUGGCGUUAUUGGUGACAUCACAACGUCAGCUGAGCGAGGAAGCUUGGUUGGAAUUUUUGGCGGAGUGCGUAUGCUUGGCCAGGGCGUUGGCCCUGUGUUUGGUGGAAUAUUGUCUCAAUACCUAGGCUUUAGGUCCAUUUUCUGGUUCCUGACCAUCGCCGCUGGAAUCAGCCUUUUCUCUAUUCUGUUCUUCCUUCCUGAAACCCUCCGUACCGUCGCCGGCAAUGGCACUGUCCCUCUCUAUGGUUUCUACAAGCCAUGGAUCUACUGUAUCACAGGUCAAAAAGACGCCAAGGAGGGCUCCAUCCCGACCGGUGAAAAGAAGACGGUGACCUGGAAGACUGUCCUAGCCCCUCUAGGCUUCCUGGCCGAGAAGGACGUCUUCAUCACCUUGUUCUACGGUGCCAUCGUGUACACAGUCUGGUCGAUGGUGACAUCCUCCACAUCCUCCCUCUUCGAGUCCCAAUACGGACUCAACUCACUGGAAGUCGGUCUGACCUUCCUGGGCAACGGCUUCGGCUGCAUGUCCGGAUCAUACUCCGUCGGCUACCUGAUGGACUACAACCACAAAGUCACAGAGCGCGAAUACUGCUUGCGCAACAAUCUCCCCCUCGAAACCCGCAUCACCUCCAAAACCCACCCCGACUUCCCCAUCGAAUACGCCCGCAUGCGCAACACUUGGUGGAUCACAGCCAUCUUUAUCGUAUGCACCGCCCUCUACGGGUUCUCCCUGCAAACCAACCUCGCCGUCCCAGUCAUCCUCCAAUACAUUAUUGCCUACUGCGCCACCGCCAUCUUCACCAUCAACAGCGCCCUAGUCAUCGACCUCUACCCCGGCGCCAGCGCCAGCGCAACCGCCGUCAACAACCUAAUGCGCUGCGAAGUCGGAGCCGCCGGAGUCGCAGCUGUACAGCCCAUCAUUGACACCAUUACAGCCGAGUGGACCUUCAUCCUCCUCGCCGGGAUCACUCUCGUCAUGGUGCCUCUUCUCAUGGUAGAGAUGCGCUGUGGUGCCGGAUGGCGCAUGGAGCGGACAGAGCGACUCAAGCGGAAGGAACAGUCUGCGUAA